Molecule: messenger RNA, 936 nt
Organism: Bombina bombina (fire-bellied toad)
Lineage: Eukaryota; Metazoa; Chordata; Amphibia; Anura; Bombinatoridae
Product: taste receptor type 2 member 40-like
Exons: 1
Coding region: 1-936 (311 amino acids)
Biological process (GO): G protein-coupled receptor signaling pathway; detection of chemical stimulus involved in sensory perception of bitter taste; sensory perception of taste
Cellular component (GO): membrane
Molecular function (GO): G protein-coupled receptor activity; bitter taste receptor activity
Source: RefSeq, a predicted model, not a curated record
AUGGAGAGAAUGGACCCUGUGCUUGCAUUAACUUUACAUGUUAUAUUUCUUGUGAUGGGCAUCUCUGGCAACCUGUUUAUUUUGACAGUGCAUUUUAUGGACUGGCUGAAGACCCGUAGCAUUAAUGCCUGCGCCCUCAUCCUCAACUGCAUUGCAUUUUCCAACAUUAGCUUCCAAGGGACAAUAGUAGCAAACGAAUUUUCAUUCUACCUAUUUAAUGCCUUUUUCUCACAAGACUGGGUGAUAAAAUCGUUUGUUACCAUCAUUGUUUGUCUUUCAUUCUCCAGCCUCUGGUUUUCCACUUGUCUGUGCUUCUACUAUUGUGUAAAGAUUGUAAAUCUCAAUAUAGCAUUCUUCCAAAAACUGAAAACAAAGCUUCCAGUGAUGGUGCCCUGGAUGUUAGUAGCUUCCUUUAUUUUGUCUUGGAUAUCUGGGAUAACAUCCUACUGGGACCUACAAACUGAACAACUCACUUCCACAGCUGUUAAUGUUUCAAGGAACAAGACAUUUUUGGCUGGUUACAGUUUUCGGAGUAGCUGUUCUUGUCUCUUUCCAAUCUACAUCUUUCUUUCUUCCAUGGCCUUCACCGUAAUCUUCUGCACAGCUAUGGCCAUCGUCACCUCUCUGUGCAAACAUAUGAGGAGGAUGAAGAAGAACAAUGACGGUUUUGGAAACACAAGUCUUGUUUCCCACCUGUCAGCAGCGAAAACUGUAACAACACUUCUGUUUGUGUACAUGACAUUUUAUGGAGCUUUAAAUAUUAUGUUUAACAUGGCAACCACCGCGGGUUCCCUGUUGUUUUCACUUUGUAUCAUUGUCAUAUCAAGUUUCCCAUCUGUUAAUGUUCUUAUUUUAAUCAUGGGCAACAGACAUCUGAAAGAUAUUCUAAAACAAGUUUUGGGAGCAAAAGCCAAUAGUAGCAGUGAGGGAAAGUGA